AGCGCGUCACGCCGGUCGGGAAGCCUAGCCUAACCUAGCCGCGGUCGAUUUCGAAUUUUCGCGCGGCGCCGAACGAGGGGGCGCCUGUACCGCGGCUCGCGAGAUAUCGGAGUCCCGCGCCGUCGCCUGGCUCGAUCGCGGCCGCCAUAUUGGCAAAGGGUUCGGGACCGCCGUCCGGUCGCCCGGCAUCCUCGACUCGGUCCUCGCGCACCGAGCUCCCCCGCAGUCACGGGGGCCGGUCUCCAACCCAACCACGACCGCGAGCUGCGGAUAAACAGCCAAAAUUCGGGUGAAGAACAGAGAACCGUUGCCAUCCUACGCGAUGGAGAUCUCCGACGAGUACCAGGACAUGGGGAACCCCGGCGGAGGGGUCGCCAUGGCCAACAUCUCCAUGGGGCACCAUCGCAACACGCCGGACAGCCCGGUGUCACAUCAGGAGGAGGACUUGUCGGACCCGGACCUCCAGGAUGAAGAGAGUGGCGAAGAGUUGCCCCAGCAGCCGCUCCAGGGCAACAAUCAUUCGCCAUCGGAUGCCACGUCCAUUCCCGUCACGACGCCGACGCCGCUUACGCACCUCAACAGCCUCAUGAGCUCGCACCACCCUCAUUUCCUGACCAAACUCAAAAUCGAGAACGACAUGGAGGCGCUGGGCGGCAAAAGCGGCCUGGAGGCGCUCCAGGCCGCGAUGGGCAGCGGCGGCUUCAACCUGCCGUUCUCGUUCCCGCCACCGGCCGCGUUCCUGGCGCCGCAGCACCACCCCCAGAACAGCCACCCCGCGGCCACGGGGACCUCGGGCAACGCCCUGACCACCUCCUCGGCCAGCUCGCAUUCGAGCGAGUCGUCGCAGGGCAGCCAGAGGAACGGCGAGGUGCGCGACAGCGGGAUCCACGGAGGCCAGUCCAGCGCCGCGGCCGCCGCGGGGAGCGCCCAUCAGCAGCAGACCAGCUGGAGCUUCGAGGAGCAGUUUAAACAGUUGUACGAGAUCAGCGAUGAUCCGAAGCGAAGGGAGUUCCUGGACGAUCUCUUCAGCUACAUGCAGAAACGCGGAACCCCCAUCAACCGAUUGCCCAUCAUGGCGAAGUCCGUCCUGGAUCUCUACGAGCUGUACAACUUGGUGAUAGCCCGUGGCGGCCUGGUAGAUGUUAUCAACAAGAAGCUCUGGCAGGAAAUCAUCAAAGGUCUGCACCUGCCGUCGAGCAUCACGUCCGCCGCGUUCACUCUGCGCACUCAGUAUAUGAAGUAUCUCUACCCAUACGAGUGCGAGAAGAGGAGGCUGUCCACGCCGGCGGAACUCCAGGCGGCGAUCGACGGCAACCGGCGGGAGGGCCGACGGAGCAGCUACGGCGCGUACGCGGGCGGCGCCUCCGCGGGGGACGCCCUCGUCCAGAGGAGCUCGCACACCCCGAGCUCCCUGGCGCUGCACGCGCAGAUGUCACCCCUCUCCCUGGUGACGGCCGUUGCUGCCGGUGGUCAGCAUCACGGGCCCCAAGCUCUGGUCAACGGGAGCGCCGCGCACACGCCACUGUCGCACCAUCCGCACCACCCGCACCACCCUCAGCACCCACAGCACCCCCAGGGCCCGCUGGGCCAGCCACCCAACGCCGGUCCCAUUCCCGGCAUGGCCCCCGCAGAAUUCGAGGCUCGUAUGGUGGAGUACGUGAAGUUGCUGAACAAGGAGCUGAGGAGCGCCGGGGCGGGCACGCCACCCCCGAUGAUCCACCGCCAGGGGAGCUCCUCGCCGCCGUCCUCGACACCUCCCAGGGAUAGCGCUUUCAGCGCCCUCGACGUGUCCCGGCUAACCCUCUGGAAUAUGUACAACAACAAUACCCUCUACCCCGGGGUGGGCCACCAGCCCCCGCUGUCCCCGCAGGCCUCGCACUCGCCCUUGCCACCGGCUUCCAGCCCCGAGCCACAGAGGGAGGCACUGGACUUGGGACUCAGGUCUUCGCCAAUGUCCUCCUCUCCCGCCAGGCAAAGCCCACCUUCCUCCGGCGGAAGUGCACACCAGAAGAGGGAUCAGGAGCUUUCCGGCACGCCGAUUCCACCUGCUGCCAAAAGGUCGCUUUCCGACGACGAAAGCCCCACGGAGAAGAAGUUCGGAGCUCUCCCUGGUACACACAUCAAAAUCUCCAACAGAGGAGACGGCCGUAACGGAGACAAUUCCUUAGUGGUCAGUAUGGAGUUAAACGGAGUCAUGUACGAGGGUGUCCUGUUCGCCCAGACGGACAACAGCAGGAGCGCAACAUCCACGACGACCAACAGUACGAAAACAGCGCGCGGUAUCGUGUCGUGAGCGUACCGAAACGGGGUGCUCCUACUUCGAUUAAUUCAACGUUUCGGUAUUUAAUUUGAUCUUAGCAUCCUUCUGUAACGAGAGCCCGUUCCGAUUGGAGCAGCCUACGAGUGCGGCGAGUGAAAGAGUUCAUCCCUUAACUCCGAAACGCAUCGACUCGAAAAUUGCGAUCCAGCGAAUGCGACGUAUCCCAAGCAAGACAGUUUCCGCUCUUUGAAAAUGUAAUUCUUUUACGUGUUUUAACGCUACUCGCCGUGCAGCAAACCGCAAGGAAAUCACUGGAGUAGGGCAUCAACGUUAGUUUUAUAUAUUCCAUUCGAAGGCAGUUUUAGAGGCACUCGAUGAUUCCUUUCAGUUAGUGAUGCGCACUUCGGGUUGCGCAUUUAUUAACGUUUGAUCUCAAUUUCUUGAAAGACACGCACGAAAUGUUGCAGUCGGGGCAUAACGAGGUUUCCUUGUCCGAGUCUACGUUUUACUUUUCGGAAUCUAAGUAUCCAUCCUGGAAUUUUUUAUUAUACGGUAUAGCGAGUAGUACAGUGAUCUUUAUGUUUUCUCCUGAUUUUUAUUAAUCAGACGUCUCAUCGAUGUGACAUCAUCUGCGGACGGAGAUUGGAGCGACUCCAAUCGACCUAUGACAUGUUUAACGGAAAAAACAUGAAAUCAUCACUAUCCAAUUUAAUCGUUUUUAUUCAACAUUUCAAGACCUGUACAGUCAUGGAAAUAUCGAUCAGCUCAUGUACCGCUGCUUUGUACUCAUAUCAUGUUUAACAACGCUUUUUAUUAUUGUAUACAGGGCAUUUCUUACUUUCCUGUAAUACAGUUUACACCAUCGACUCAGUGUUCCUUUAAUUUCAAUUGCUCCGGUCUAAAUAUUGCAAGUGUUACGUUUAAGUGCUUGAUUGCCGAAAUGAUAUCAUUUGUAAUGCCGCUUUUCUUUUUUAUUGAACCAGGUGGUAAACAAACAUUGAUUAUUAUUUACGUUGUCUUUACCCGGACAAAAGAUCUAUCGCACUCACUCGGCCGCUGUAUGCAGUUUUAAAGUAGUUUUAUUUUUGAGAAUUUUCAAAAAGUUAGGUAUUCCUUUUAUUAUAUCUUUGACCAGUACAUAUUGUGACAUACCGUGGAUGGUAAAAAAAAAAAGAAUAAGUGAUUUCGUUUAUACCUGUCUUACCAGCUUUCGGCCAUGUACAAUUAAUUAUGCGAUAGAAACUGCGGAUAUAUUUUCUUUCUCCAGAAUCGAUCAGUAAUAGAAAACCGUAAAACGAGGACAUUACGAAGUAACACGCUACCUCCGUUACAAAGUUUCUGCAAAGUGUUUCAUUGACAAGGCUCCACAGACACGCGUGUACGGGUUUGACUACAACUAAGUAUAGGGAAGUGUCUUAUUGCAUUUAUACUAAAAAGUACUCAAACGCAACGAUCAACUAUACAUAAUCAGUUCUGUGAAACCGCGACCCGAGAAAAGAUCCACGAAACAAAUAAAUAUAAGGAACAAAGUACAACCGAAUUUUUAACAGGACCUCUAGGAAACGCAAAAGUCGAUUCGACGAAAUUUGCAUGACAAAACCCCGAGAAAAUGAUCUUUGCACGCGCUAGCAAAACGAAGCUGCCAAUUUAUUUUGUCUGAAGUGCAGUUGCGCCAAUUUCGACGGAUCAAGUUAAGCAGACUUAUUAGAAGCUUUUGUGUAUUUUUUUUUUUUUUCUAACGACUUCUGACACAAACUCUUUCAUCCACCUGUACGGAACAACCGUGGGAACUGUUCCAUAUACUAACAACAAUUUCCACGAUGCAAAUUCUAUGUAAUGUCGAGCGAAUUCUUAACAAAGUAGGCUUCUCCGUUUCGGAUCGAAUGGUAUCGUAAUCGUAUGAUUAGCAAAGUAUGUAUGAUUUGUGUGCAAUGAAAAACAGAUGUUUCUUUUUAAGUAGAUCUGUACGCCUUGUUUGGCUUUCGAUCGAGAAGCUUCCGUAUAUUUAAGUUCCUUCGAAAUAUAAUAUCCUCCGAAGAUGAUGUCCGAUCACUGCCAAAGUAAUUGUCGAUUAUAUAUAUAACAAUCUAUGCGUUUUCAAUCCGUGGAGCAUUUUGCUUUUGCAAAAUCUGACAUUUGGAUGGAACAUCGGUCAUCGGUUCCAUUAUCUUAUCGGGAAGUCCGCUUAGCGGUAGAGGGAAAGAGACUCAUUUUUAUUUCGGACCCGUUCUCUUGUCUUUCAUUCCUCGCUUGGCGGCUUCAAGGGAGAAAUUGAUUUUCGCAGUUACCUAAAUUUCUAUCAUCUAACGAGUAAUCGAGAUUUCUCACGAAAAACUGUAGCGGCGAUUGCAUCCCGAUGGAGCGAAGUGGUAUAAGGACGUCUUUGGGCGGAAGCACCUUGACCGAAAGUUCAGAGGCCGGAUAGUAUUAGUACGCGUCAGGAAUAUAUUCUUCCGUCAAGUAUCAGUCGACAGUUCUCAUUCUUUUUUAUCGUUCUAUCGCUAAAUCAAAAUGUCUUAACUUAUUUAUUUCCUUCGAUUCCUAGGUACGCUGCGGAACGAAAACCUCCGCAGUUUCUCGUUAUAGAACGUGCGAGGGUGGGCCCCCUAAUUUUAACGUAGGAUAUUAAACGCGCGUUCCCGCGUGCAUGCCCUUACAUUAAUCGGAUCAGUGACUGACGGGCAAAACGGCACAAAUUGCCCUCGCAAUAAAGGCCAGGGCGAACCGGCCGGUCCCUUCCGGAACGGCCGCUUCUGCCGACUGGCCUUUCAUCCGCUAAAGUUACGAUCGCGAUCUCCGGAUAGCGCGAGACGAAUAAAAGUAAGGCAUUCCUCUUCGCAUCGUUGAUAAGUUUGUACAUAGCGAGCGAGAAACGCCCGUGGGAGGACGAAACACCCCCGGCCGAGGAGUCUCCGUGGAAGGACCAAAGGCCUCGUCCUCGUGGAAGUUCCUCUCCGAGGUCCUCCUUCGGGUCCCCCCGUUUGAAGAACGUUCCAACCCCCUCGACGAAGCCCCACGGGCGUUUCUCCUCGGAAUUUCGCGGAGUUUAGGACCGAGCGUCCCCCCCGGCACGCAAAAUGGCCGACCACGCGUAAACCGGAUACGUAUAGCGCAGCCCUUAAUUUUAAUCGCGCCAACGGCGUACGAGCUAAUCUCCUCACUUCUGUCGCAAAUAUACGCUACUCUUUUCUACACUCUGGGUCUCGCCCCUCGACCGCGCGCAAUUUCGAGUCGAGAAGAGCGAAGACGCGGCAAUCGGUCGCAUCCGAACCCUCGAAGCAGCCCCGAAGGAACCCGCAAGAGACCGCUUGGGUCCUAGCCACGCGACGCGAAAUCGUCAGGCGCACUUAGAGAAGUAAGGUUAGGUACCUCGGUACGCGCGAGACACGAUCAUACAAAACGCCUACGUCCAAGGAUGUAUGCAAUAAUCGCUAUAUAAGAAGAGUAAAGCAUCUGUUUUAGUCAUAGUCGAUAGGAUACCUAUGUAGCGAGAGGUGAGAUACUAGGGUAGCGUCCCGGAAAAGAGAGCCGAUCCUCGAGGGACGCCCGACGAUCGAGCCAAAAUGGCGGCCGCGAGAGAGACGGCUAACGGAUUCGACUUUAUGAUUUUAUAUUAUCGAGGCGCGGAGGGGAAAAGAAAGAAAAAAAAAGUGUUUUAUUGUUCAUAGUUUGAAGAUUAGCCAAAAAGACUGUUACAUAGGAUGAAUAGUACUCUAGCAGUUAAUUAUUACUGUGACGAUUAUUACUAUCGAUUAACUUUAUAUAUUAUACAUAUAUAUAUAUAAAUAUAAAUACAAUUAUAAAUACGAGUAUAUAUGUAUACAUAUUGUCGUCAUCAUCAUGGUUACUGAUGUUUCGCGGCCAUCGCGCGAGUACGGACGACGCCGCUUUGAUUCGUUGCGCCGCAAAACCAAACGAUAUUGUAUAAUCAAAAUUACGUCCUACCGAGUUUUUGGCCCUUCGCGCGAUAUGCGGACUUUUGGGCGAGCGCGAGAUGUUAUCUUUCGAGAUUCCUUUUUUUUCUCUUUUUUUUUUUCUUACGCGCGAGACCUUCAAGUGGUUUCCACUAUUCACGAAUUGGGAAGAAUAAUGUGAAAACCUGGGGACGACCGCUUCUCACGAGCGAUCGCCGUUCGCGCAAUCACUGACGAAUGGAUGGCGGAGCUUUGUAAAUUUUGUGAUUCGUAAAUGUUGCUCCGUCGCGGCAAUUCGCUAUCGGAAUCUGUGUUUAGGAUAUUGUAUGCAAAACGCCCGGGCAAAUAAGUCGGCGUGCGAAUGAUUACGUGGAAAAGAGGUCGCAAGGAUGCGUUUUAAUUAGUUGCGAUAUAUGCACGCCCUUUUAUAUCAUACUUGACUAAUUGUGAUCGGACGAGUGGCUCAAAGACGAUCCUGACCACUUCGAA
Orussus abietinus is the source of this 6663-nucleotide messenger RNA. It is a transcript of the gene retn, whose product is annotated as protein dead ringer. Gene Ontology annotation, biological process: regulation of transcription by RNA polymerase II. The coding region runs from base 323 to 2293 and encodes 656 amino acids. NCBI's taxonomy places the organism in Eukaryota, Metazoa, Arthropoda, Insecta, Hymenoptera, Orussidae. The transcript has 9 exons. Gene Ontology annotation, molecular function: DNA binding. Gene Ontology annotation, cellular component: nucleus. The record is from RefSeq and is a predicted model, not a curated record.